Molecule: messenger RNA, 390 nt
Organism: Alternaria viburni
Lineage: Eukaryota; Fungi; Ascomycota; Dothideomycetes; Pleosporales; Pleosporaceae
Exons: 2
Coding region: 1-390 (129 amino acids)
Source: RefSeq, a predicted model, not a curated record
AUGGUGUCGUAUCGCAACACCUUGACGAGAUCAGCAACAGCACUAUUGGCCCUCGCGGGCAUAUUCAAGCCCAACGGACUAGACUGCGCAGACUUCGACUUUGAAACAUUCCAAGAAUCGCAGGAGUACAAGAAUAAGAGGGGCAAAUACGAACAUGCCUUCAGGCAGGUCGCUCGAUUCGACUUGAUCUUUUUUCCUGCUCCGGAUGACGAGGAGGGGAGGCCGUGGGCUAAGCCUGUUAAGUAUGUCGCUGCGGCUUUGACGCUGGAUGAGAAUACGGACUCAAGCGAAGAGAUUGCGGAUGCGGUGCAACGGAUUAGAAUGUGCUAUGAGAAGAUGCUCGUCGACAAGGCCAAAAAAGAAGUCGAUAACGCUCCUGAGGUGAGCUAG